GAGGCGGUGCAUGGUUCAAGCCACUGCAUGCUUGCAACAUUUCCCGGAACCUCAUCUCCGCAAUUAUUGAUACCCGCUGUUGAUCCGCGAUCCUACGCCCAGUAGCAACGUGGUUUCACGAGCCCGUUCCUGCCGAUUCCGAGACCAGUGAAGCCGAAGUUGACAAUUCCAAAUUUGUGAUUGGUCAGAGGUCAGCCGUAGGUCCCAUUGUAAACUGCAAUAACCGAGGAAGGUUUGCCUACCCAAUACAUGACGACGAGAAUCCUCGAUACGCCACCCUUUGCGAAUAGACAAUUCAACUCUAUCGGAGGAGAUUGCACGGCAUUUCUUUACUGUCAAUUGUCUGACCACAGCUCCAACUAAACAUUGCGAAGUUUGACUGUCCUUCUCCUCCGGUCCCAAUCGCAAUUGUACUUCCUCGAUUCGAUUAUUCGACAAGAUGGCUGCUCUUCGAUCUUCUUCCCGACUCGUCGGAGCCUUCUCAAGGACGGCUGCUCUCCGACCUGGUGCUGUCUUCACUCGUUCUAUGGCCUCAGUUAGCGAGCCUCCCAAGGACUCUGAUGCCAACCUCAAGUCUUUCCAAAUCUACCGAUGGAACCCCGAUACCCCCAGCGAGAAGCCUCGUCUUCAGACCUACACUCUGGACCUCAACAAGACUGGACCUAUGAUUCUCGAUGCCCUCAUCCGAAUCAAGAACGAGCUCGACCCUACUCUGACCUUCCGACGAAGUUGCCGUGAAGGUAUCUGCGGUAGCUGCGCCAUGAACAUCAACGGACAGAACACUCUUGCUUGCUUGUGCCGAAUUCCCACUGAGGCUGCUUCCGACGUCAAGAUCUACCCUCUUCCUCAUACCUACGUCGUCAAGGACCUUGUCCCUGAUUUGACACAUUUCUACAAGCAGUACAAGAGCAUUAAGCCUUACCUUCAGCGCGAUACCCCUGCCGAAGACGGCAAGGAGUACCGACAGACCAAGGAGGACCGCCGUAAGCUCGACGGUCUCUACGAGUGCAUUCUCUGCGCCUGCUGCUCUACCUCAUGCCCAUCUUACUGGUGGAACUCUGAGGAGUACCUUGGACCCGCUAUCCUUCUCCAGUCUUACCGAUGGCUCGCCGACUCUCGUGACGAGCGCACCGCCGAGCGAAAGACCAACCUCGAGAACUCGAUGAGCCUGUACCGUUGCCACACUAUCCUUAACUGUACCCGAGCCUGCCCCAAGGGUCUUAACCCUGGCAAGGCCAUUGCCGAGAUCAAGAAGCAGAUGGCUUUCGGCAGCUAGAUUAUCAAAACUACGAAUAUGUCGCGAAAACGAUGUGACGAUUGGAGGGAGAAGC
This is a messenger RNA of Fusarium redolens, 1331 nucleotides long. Its product is annotated as alpha-helical ferredoxin. Gene Ontology annotation, molecular function: 2 iron, 2 sulfur cluster binding; electron transfer activity. Gene Ontology annotation, biological process: aerobic respiration; respiratory electron transport chain; tricarboxylic acid cycle. The transcript is spliced from 3 exons. Gene Ontology annotation, cellular component: mitochondrial membrane. Bases 440 to 1276 code for a protein of 278 amino acids. Lineage: Eukaryota; Fungi; Ascomycota; Sordariomycetes; Hypocreales; Nectriaceae. The record is from RefSeq and is a predicted model, not a curated record.